AGCAAGUCUGGCACUGCCUCACAGACCUUCCUCAGAGCCACUGUCAGACAAGCAGGGAAUCUUGUUUGCCCUCCGCCUCCUUAGCUUCUUCUGGUUGGACUCAGACCCGCCCUGGGGGAGCCUGGAGAUUUGAAAAUGAACACCACGGAUGUAGCAGACACUACCAUGGAUGACAGCAUCUAUAACAAUUACUAUCUCUAUGUAAAUAUCCCCGAGCCUUGCACCAAAAAAGGCAUCAAAGCCUUUGGGGGGAUCUUCCUGCCCCCGCUCUACUCCUUGGUCUUUCUGUUUGGUCUGCUGGGAAACUCCAUGGUGGUGCUGGUCCUGUUCAAGUACAAGCGGCUCAGGUCCAUGACAGACGUGUACCUGCUCAACCUGGCCAUCUCGGACCUGCUCUUCGUGCUCUGCCUCCCUUUCUGGGGCUACUAUGCGGCGGACCAGUGGGUUUUUGGACUCAGUCUCUGCAAGAUUAUUUCCUGGAUGUACCUGGUGGGCUUCUACAGUGGCAUAUUCUUCAUCAUGCUCAUGAGCAUAGACAGAUACCUGGCCAUUGUGCACGCGGUGUUUUCCCUGAGGGCCAGGACCGUGACUUAUGGGGUCAUCACCAGCUUGGUCACGUGGGCAGUGGCUGUAUUUGUCUCCCUGCCAGGGCUUUUAUUCAGCACUUGUUACACAGAGGAGGGGCGUACCUACUGCAAAACCAAGUACACGCGCAACGCCACUCGGUGGAAGGUUCUGAGCUCCCUGGAGAUCAACAUUCUAGGGCUGGUGAUCCCCUUAGGGAUCAUGCUUUUUUGCUACUCCAUGAUCAUCAGGACCCUGCAGCACUGUAAAAACGAGAAGAAGAACAAGGCGGUGAAGAUGAUCUUUGCUGUGGUGGUCCUCUUCCUGGGGUUCUGGACACCGUACAACGUGGUGCUCUUCCUGGAGACUCUGGUGGACCUAGAGGUCAUCCAGGACUGCACCUUUGAAAGACACCUGGACUAUGCCCUUCAGGCCACAGAGACCCUGGCUUUUGUCCACUGCUGCCUUAACCCAGUCAUCUACUUUUUCCUGGGGGAGAAAUUUCGCAAGUACAUCAUCCAGCUCUUCAAAAUGUGCGGGGGCUCUUCCGUGCUCUGCCAGUACUGUAGGCUCCUCCAGAUCUACUUCCCCGACCCCUCCAGCUCAUCUUACUCACAGUCCACGGUGGAUCACGACCUCCACGAUGCUCUGUAAAAAACGGGAAUGCCAAAAACGGAGUCAGUAAGCUUCCCAAAUGAAGAGCUUACUUAAAAUUGUGUUAUAGUAAGAGUUCCCUGAGCCAGGAAGCGUCAGGGAGAAGACGUACACCCACUGCAGUAAGCCAGAGGGGCUUCUCACCCUGCAAUCAUUCUGCUUUCCUCUGCCGCGCACAGGUUCACUGCAGCGAGAGCUCACCUGGGCCGACGUGUCCUUCCCCGCCCCAGGCUGGCCGCUGUGAUAAGGAAACCCGAGGGGAACUCUGAGCAGCUUUUCAAAGACGUUAGGAAUCAUUCUGGAAGGGGAAGACCAUUUGCUUCUAAUCGGACAGAUGGGGUUCUCCUGAGGAAGUAGAAGAGAAUUGGUGGAAUAAAUUGCUACUUCCUGCUGGAAAAAUGGGCUCUUUAAUUUCUAGCUUUCACGGAACAGUAUAGAAAGCUUUGACAUGCUGUCCCCGGGUUUUUUCUAAUACUAUAUCUGCAGCCAGGUGUAUGCAGAAAUGAAUGGUGAAGUCAUGAACUUAGAUCUGAUUUUUUGAAUGUAAGUGAUUAUUCGUUAAUGAAAGCCAAACUUUGCAUGCUGAUUCCAAAUAUGAGGAUAUGGAGACAUUAGUAUGCUCUGACUCCCAAACACAAAAUUCAAGGCAUUAAAAAAAUCCAAACAUGCUUGUGGAUAUCCGAAUACUUUGUUUUAAUUAUAAGAGAUGAAUAUUGAAAAUUUUUAAAAAAUCACAUAGUCCCUGAUACAUUUAUUUGCAGUCUUUUACCUAUUGACAAAGUAACAAUAACAAAGACACCUAGAGUGUGACAAUGCCCCCCUUUGUUCCUUUGAAGCGCCCGCCAGCAAGGGAGGUGAGAAUAAUCAGCGAAAACGUUAUUGUUGACGUGACAUAAAAAUGACUCAAAAUGAUGAAAUUGUGAAGUGUCAUCCUCUCUUUUAAAACAUUGGCCCCGGUCUUUAACUUUGGCGUGACUCAAAAAUCCAGUCAUUUUUACUCAUGUAAUUAAUCAUUUUACACCAUAAAGAUCGUUCUUGCAGCCUUAAUUCAUCAGUUAGGUAAAGGCUUGAACAAAGUCUGGGGCUCAGUUGUGAAACUGGGACACUUAUCACCGCUCCAAAAACAAAAGCCUAUCUUGCAAAAAAAGCCUACCUUGCCAUUGACUGAGCAACCAUUCAAACUGCUUCUGUAAAUUUACACAUUAGUGCAUGCUCUACAUGGAAAAAGAAUGCAUUUCCAAAAAAUUUCUUUUCAGAAAAGUGAUUUGAAAAGGGUACGUUGAUGUUGCCUUCAUAGGAAAAAUAUAAAAUAAAUGUGUGUAU
Molecule: messenger RNA, 2541 nt
Organism: Phyllostomus hastatus (greater spear-nosed bat)
Lineage: Eukaryota; Metazoa; Chordata; Mammalia; Chiroptera; Phyllostomidae
Gene: CCR4
Product: C-C motif chemokine receptor 4
Exons: 2
Coding region: 136-1218 (360 amino acids)
Biological process (GO): inflammatory response; immune response; chemotaxis
Cellular component (GO): membrane
Molecular function (GO): C-C chemokine receptor activity
Source: RefSeq, a predicted model, not a curated record